AUGAAUUUUUUAAUGGUUUGGGAGUUGGUUUUUGUAAUUAUCUUUUUGGUGGUGGUGAUAGAUAUUUUGUUAAGUUUUUGUUGGUUUUUGUUGUAUUGGUUAUGUCUUUUAGUUUUUAUCAUUAUUUAA
Molecule: messenger RNA, 129 nt
Organism: Dracunculus medinensis (Guinea worm)
Lineage: Eukaryota; Metazoa; Nematoda; Chromadorea; Rhabditida; Dracunculidae
Source: the annotation of a GenBank genome assembly